This is a messenger RNA of Topomyia yanbarensis, 858 nucleotides long. RefSeq lists its product as uncharacterized. The coding region runs from base 103 to 795 and encodes 230 amino acids. Lineage: Eukaryota; Metazoa; Arthropoda; Insecta; Diptera; Culicidae. The record is from RefSeq and is a predicted model, not a curated record. The transcript has 3 exons.
ACAGCUGUUAUGUUCCGUUGGGUCCGGCGUCGAAAUAUUGCUCCAAAAGUUUUAUUGUUCUCUUCCGUGUUUAGGGUUUCAUUUGUAGUAUAAUUGUCGAAUAUGAUUUCAUUUUAUGUGUUCGACUAUGCUGAUUCAGUGGACAGAUUCUUCAUAUGUCGAAAUUGUCUGAAAAAUCGAAAGAUAGUGCAAAACACUGAAUCGCCGAUAUCAAACCGCGCUGUUAAUACGAUCUGCACGAACUCGAUAGAACUUAAUGAUUUUCUACUGAACUUGCACUAUUUCCCCAUGUAUCGGCUUAAAAUAGCAAAUGCUAUGUUAUACUAUAAUGGUAAUGAUAGACACCAAACAUUGGCAAUUAAAGUGUUCCCACCGCUUAGAGAACCGAUCGAUUACAAAUGGGGAGAGCGCGCCAACCGCAUGCUUUGGGAACGAAUAGAACUGGAUGAGAUGAUGUCUUGGUUGUCAACGCUUGGGGGAGCAUUUUCAGCCCUUGGAGACUACAAAUUGGCAUGCGCUGACAUUGCCGGCAAGAUAUCGAUGCAGCAAAUGAAACUUGCCAUGAGAUUGGGAGAACCGUCCCUUAUUGCCCGGUGUCGAUUGUUCACGGCUAUAGCAAUGACUCAAAAGUACAACUUUGCGGGCGCCAAGCAAAUUGUCCAGCAAGUGUAUCGAGCAGAGAAGCGGAAAAGUGAACUAGAUCAGCGAUUGAUGAAAAUGUGCCUUGGGAUUUGGUCUAAAUUAAGCUAUGAGUAUGAUUUGUAUCAAAAACGAUUGAAUCGGCCCAAAAAGUAAGGUAGGAAUGUAUACGUCGGUUUUGAUUGAUUUGGUGCUGAAUACACAAAAUUAUGGUUUAAA